AUGCAAACCUCUAUCCCCUUAUUCUUAUCAACUCCUAAUCCUAAAAUCCCAUCAAUUUUCCCAUUCCAGCACUACCCUAGUUUUUUCCAUGGAAAACCAACAACAGCAACAGCCCAUGAUUUUCAUUUCCUCCCUGUGAAAAUAAAAACCAAACCUUUUUUCGUCAAAGCAUCCAGCUUUUUGUCAGAAAUUGGGCGUGCUAUAGAGGAAGAAGAAGAGUACAGAAAGGCCCGUGCUGCUGUUAUCCGUAAAGGAAUCGAAUUGGGAGGGUAUACUAUUGAGGGUCUGUCCAUUGGAGGCCAAGAGACUUGUGUAAUAAUACCAGAGUUUAAGUGUGCUUUUGAUAUUGGGAGGUGCCCCAGCAGAGCUAUUCACCAGAACUUUGUCUUCAUCACCCAUGCGCAUCUUGAUCACAUUGGUGGGCUGCCGAUGUAUGUGGCAAGUCGUGGCCUGUACAGCUUAAAGCCUCCAACAAUAUUUGUCCCUCCUUGUAUCAAAGAGGAUGUUGAGAAACUCUUUGACAUUCACAGGGUCAUGGGGCAAGUGGAGCUUAAUUUUGAUUUGGUUGCACUGGAUGUGGGUGAAACAUAUGAAUUGCGGAAUGACGUUGUCGUCCGCCCUUUCAGAACUCAACAUGUUAUACCAAGCCAGGGUUAUGUUAUUUAUUCAGUAAGGAAAAAAUUGAAGAAGCAAUACAUUCAUCUCAAAGGAAAACAAAUAGAGAAAUUGAAGAAGUCUGGUGUUGAGAUUACAGAUGUAAUAUUGUCUCCAGAGGUGGCCUUUACUGGAGAUACCACAGCAGAGUACAUGCUUGAUCCACGUAAUGCAGAUGCAUUGAGGGCAAAAGUUCUAAUAACUGAGGCAACUUUCCUGGAUGAAGAUUUUACCAUCGAGCAUGCACGACAGCGCGGUCAUACCCAUUUGUUAGAGAUUAUUGCAAAUGCCAAAUGGAUUCGGAGUAAAGCAAUCUUGCUGACUCAUUUCUCCUCCCGCUACAGUAUAGAGGACAUACGCGAAGCUGUAUUGAAGUUGCAGUCCAAGGUGUCAGCAAAAGUGGUUCCUCUAACAGAAGGUUUCAAAUCAAUGUACUCAUAG
Messenger RNA from Dovyalis caffra, 1095 nucleotides. Lineage: Eukaryota; Viridiplantae; Streptophyta; Magnoliopsida; Malpighiales; Salicaceae. The record is from the annotation of a GenBank genome assembly.